AUGCCACCUCAAGGCAAUAGACAGCGGCAGGAAGAUGGUGAUCCAUCUCCGGCCAGCAAAAGGCAGCGUCUGGUGGUGCGUCUCAACAGGUCAGGCGGCAUGAGUCAUGACGCUGCAUCGGAUGAGGAUGAGGAUGGUGUGCAAGAGAGUGGCGAGGCAAGAUUGGUAGCCGGUAGACCUGCUGUAGCUGAUGUCCGCGGCAAUCACGGUGGAGGCGAUGCGGACGACGCCCCAGACUUGGCUGAGCCUGAAUUCAGAUCCGAUGGUGAAGGCUCGGAUGAGGAGGGCAAUGGUGGUCUCACCAUUGCAGUAGGUCGCGGUCGUCAAACAAACACGAAGCGAGGUGCUGGUGCAAGUCGUCGGAGCAAUGACGCAUCGAUGAGAGGUCGAAACGACAAUGCGGGUGAUAGCACGGGCGAUGAGCCCGACGAAGCGUUGACGCCGCCCAGUCACGAGGAUGGAGGCGACUUCAGCCUGCUGCCACUCAAGAAAGACCACGCCAGUAGACCACUCUGGAUCAAUCCGCACAACCGGCACAUCAUUCUCGAAGGUUUCAGUCCUAUCGCCGAGCAAGCGAUGGAUUUCUUGGUCGCAAUCGCUGAGCCGGUUAGCAGGUGAGUAGAGUGUAUGCGUGCGACUCGACAGUCGUCUCGAACACGCUGAAGACGCUUCACCACGCCGCAUCUUUGCCACAUGCAGGCCUGCACAUAUUCACGAGUAUCAGCUCACCAUGUACAGCCUGUUUGCUGCCGUCUCGGUAGGGCUGCAGCCGACGGACAUCCUGGAAGUGUUGAACCGUCUGUCAAAGUCUCCAAUUCCUCAGUCCAUCGUGGACUUUGUUCUAGACAACACCAAAAGCUUUGGCAAAGUCAAGCUCGUGCUGAAGCAGAACAAGUACUUUAUCGAGAGUGCACAUCCCGAUGUACUUCGAAUGCUGCUGCGGGAUGAGGUGAUUGGCAAGGCGCGCAUCACUGAAGCUGAGCGGAGCCAGCAGCAGAACGGCAACAAUCGGCUAGAGGUCUUGGGAAGAGCAGCAGCACCCAGCAGAGGCAACCUCGUCAUUCCUGGUACAAGCGGUGCACGCCAGGCUGGGCAAGGCGUGAACGGAUCCGGCGACAUUGUUCGCGAGCCACCAGGCAGCAAGACUGCGGCUUCGAAUGCCGCAGCCCAUGCAGCUGCGGCGUCCGGCGAUGUCGGCGCUGCUGGCGGCACCCUCAAUGACGCUGACCUCUUCAGCAGCAUCAUUGGCAUGGACGACGAGGCGGACGGACUAGGUGCCUCGGGCGGGAACGAGGACGAGGAGGACAUGGUGCACUCGUUUGAAGUGCGCGAAGAGGCGACCGAGGAGGUCCGAAGACGAUGCAACGACAUUGGCUACCCGAUGCUGGAAGAGUAUGACUUUCGCAACGACCACUCCAAUCCGGAUCUGGAAAUCGACCUCAAGCCCGUCACUCAGAUCAGACCCUAUCAAGAAAAAAGUCUGUCAAAGAUGUUUGGAAACGGCAGAGCUAGAAGUGGCAUCAUUGUGCUGCCUUGCGGUGCUGGAAAGACUCUAGUGGGCAUCACGGCCGCUUGCACCAUCAAGAAGAGCUGUUUGGUGCUUGCAACGAGCUCCGUCAGUGUGAUGCAGUGGAAGCGAGAAUUUAUGCAGUGGAGCAACAUUCAAGACCACCAGAUCAGCGUGUUCACCGCGGACCAAAAAGAAAAGGUGAGGCGUUGGUGUCGUGCGGGCAGAAAGUGUCCAUGCUGACGUGCUCCGUCACACAGUUUACGAGCGCCGCGGGAAUCGUCGUGUCCACCUACUCCAUGGUGGCAAAUACGGGCAAGCGGUCGCACUCUUCCCAGAAGAUGAUGAAUUUUUUGGAGUCUCGCGAAUGGGGUUUCAUCCUGCUCGACGAAGUGCACGUCGUUCCAGCAUCCAUGUUCAGACGGGUGCUGACGAAGAUCAAGGCGCACAGCAAACUCGGUCUGACAGCGACGCUGGUCCGAGAAGACGAAAAAAUCGACGAGCUAAAUUUCUUGGUUGGGCCCAAGCUUUACGAGGCUAAUUGGAUGGACUUGGCUGCAAAGGGUCACAUUGCGACUGUGCAAUGCGCCGAGGUGUGGUGCCCCAUGACACCAGAGUUCUAUAGAGAGUACCUUCGUGAAAAGAGCAGAAAGAGGAUGCUGCUGUACUGCAUGAAUCCGAAUAAAUUCCAAGCUUGCCAAUUCCUCAUCAAUUACCACGAAAAUAGAGGCGACAAGAUCAUCGUCUUUUCGGACAAUGUAUACGCCUUGGAGGUAAGUGAGAUGCUAAUGCAGCCAACGAACGCGUGCUCAUGCAAAAUUACAUGGUUCCAUCGUCUGGUCCAGGCCUAUGCCAAGAAGCUCAACAAGUUGUUUAUUCACGGAGGCAUCCCUCAAACCGAGCGCAUGCGCGUGCUGCAACAUUUUCAACACAACCCGACCAUCAACACCAUCUUCUUGUCCAAGGUAGGCGACACGUCCAUCGACUUGCCAGAAGCAACAUGCUUGAUCCAAAUCUCUAGCCAUUUCGGUUCGCGUCGUCAAGAAGCUCAACGGCUGGGUCGUAUUCUGAGAGCAAAGCGCAGAUCCGAAGAUGGCUUCAAUGCUUUUUUCUACAGUCUAGUGUCCACCGACACCAGUGAGAUGUACUAUUCGAGCCGAAGGCAAGCAUUCUUGGUGUCUCAAGGAUAUGCAUACAGGUGCAUCACCAAAUUGACCGGUCUGCAGGAGAUGGACGACUUGAUCCUCAAGACCAGAGAAGAGCAGAUUGAGCUCUUGCAAAGCGUCCUCAUAGCGAACGAUUCGGCGGCAGAUGUUGGCAAGGAUAUGGCUGGCGCUGGCGGCUGGGAGGAGGAAGGCUACGGUGGCGCUUCAAGCAGUGGCAAUAGGCGAAUCGGCGCUGCUCCUGCCUCGUUCAAAGCGAAGCGCUCGACGGGUACGCUGGACGCGCUGUCCGGUGCAGGCACCAUGUCUUACGUGGUGAGCACUACCUCCAGCCGCUUGCGUGUCAUGACAAGAGCCAGCUGACCCUUUGCCCUACUUCAAACGCACAGGAACGCAACAAGUCUGCCAAUCGGACUUUGGCAAAGGAGAGGCAUCCAAUUUUCAAGAAACAUUACAACAAGAAGUGA
Messenger RNA from Ceraceosorus bombacis, 3137 nucleotides. Lineage: Eukaryota; Fungi; Basidiomycota; Exobasidiomycetes; Ceraceosorales; Ceraceosoraceae. The record is from the annotation of a GenBank genome assembly.